CAAAUACAAUUCUCUCUCCGACAAUCCGUCACAAAAGGUUCCGUCUUUUUAAUCCGGUCCGGUCUGCAAUUAGGCGGCGAGGAAGCAAUGAAAGGGAUUGCGAGGAUUGUGAAUUCUCUUUCGCGACUCGGUGGUCGUGAGAUCAUUUCUAGAGGAAGUAGUAAGCUUGCUUCGUCGUCUUCCUCUCUUCAUCGCUCGCUCUUCAUCUCGGCGGCAACGCAGUUUCCGACCAAUUCACGUGAUCUCACCUCCUCUUCGAGAUCUUCUUCUUUACUUCCUCAGAAAUGGGCUUUUCUCGGAGGGGGGCAGAGAAGGACGAUGUUUAUCCAAACACAAUCCACUCCCAAUCCUUCUUCUCUCAUGUUUUAUCCUGGCAAACCAGUCAUGGAGGUUGGAAGUGCUGAUUUCCCUAACGUUCGUUCAGCUCUAGGCUCACCAUUAGCCAAGUCCAUUUACUCCAUUGACGGUAUUUUUGUUAUCUGUUUGUUAGAAAAAGACUCUGUUCUUUCAAUGUGCUUCUUUCUUGCAGGUGUGGUUCGAGUUUUCUUUGGGUCUGAUUUCGUCACUGUGACAAAGUCUGAUGAUGUAUCGUGGGAUAUCCUCAAGCCUGAGAUCUUUGCAGCUGUCAUGGAUUUCUACUCCUCUGGCCAGCCUUUGUUUCUCGACUCACAAGCUGCUGCUGCCAAGGACACUGCCAUCAACGACGAUGACUCUGAAACCGUGGCAAUGAUCAAGGAACUCUUAGAAACUCGCAUCAGACCAGCAGUCCAAGAUGAUGGUGGGGACAUUGAGUAUUGUGGGUUUGAUCCUGAAAGCGGAAUAGUGAAGUUGAGGAUGCAAGGAGCUUGUAGCGGUUGUCCAAGCUCAUCUGUUACUUUGAAAUCUGGAAUAGAAAACAUGCUGAUGCAUUAUGUACCCGAGGUGAAAGGUGUAGAACAAGAGUUCGAUGGGGAAGAAGAGGAGGCUACGUUGUCUGGAGAGGUGAGAGAGUAGAGUAAGACGUCUCCUCAAGCUUCUCUGCACUUUUCCACUUUUAGUGUACAGAAGAGUAAAUUCCAGUGAGCGAGUGCUCUCUUUUCUGUCACGUUUUGAAUUUGAUUUGUCGUGUUUUUUGGGCUUUUGAGAAUGUUCUGAGAGAUCACUAGUUGAUCUGGUUUGUAACAUGCGUUUAACCUACAGGAAUAAGUUUUUUUCGAUGGUUUCGUACAAGAAAAUAUAUUUUCAGUACUCA
Brassica napus (rape) is the source of this 1231-nucleotide messenger RNA. RefSeq names its product nifU-like protein 4, mitochondrial. The coding region runs from base 88 to 993 and encodes 301 amino acids. Gene Ontology annotation, biological process: iron-sulfur cluster assembly. Gene Ontology annotation, cellular component: mitochondrion. Lineage: Eukaryota; Viridiplantae; Streptophyta; Magnoliopsida; Brassicales; Brassicaceae. Gene Ontology annotation, molecular function: iron ion binding; iron-sulfur cluster binding. The transcript has 5 exons. The record is from RefSeq and is a predicted model, not a curated record.